Melanotaenia boesemani (Boeseman's rainbowfish) is the source of this 13005-nucleotide messenger RNA. It is a transcript of the gene pcnt, whose product is annotated as pericentrin. Bases 131 to 12568 code for a protein of 4145 amino acids. The transcript is spliced from 60 exons. Gene Ontology annotation, molecular function: molecular adaptor activity; DNA binding. The record is from RefSeq and is a predicted model, not a curated record. Lineage: Eukaryota; Metazoa; Chordata; Actinopteri; Atheriniformes; Melanotaeniidae. Gene Ontology annotation, biological process: signal transduction.
UUGUAUCCAAAGGAGGUUCAACGUUUUGUUUAAGCUAGUUUUGUCUUGGGGGGAGUGAAAGUCUGUUGUGUUGGCCAGUGCUGUUAGGACUUUUGUCCUAUGUUUCUAACGGCUGUAUUUAAAUCAAGUCAUGGAUGAAGAUGAGCGGCAGAGGAAAUUAGAAGCUGGGAGAGCCAAGCUUGCUAGCUUCAGACAGAAGCGGGCGAAAAGCGACAGUGCGGGGGCGGCGAAAAAGACGCAGAAGAGGAAGGGUCAGACUGUCUCAAAGAAUGACAGCUCGACGCAAGACUGUCACAUAGAACCAGCUCCUCUAUCAGCCAAUACCACAGAGCUAAAGAGCAAGACCAACCAUGAGGAGGCCCCAAAGCCAGAAAAAUCAGAGGUUCAGCAGAAUGAGCAGCAGAAGGAUCAGUCUCCUACCCUGGAGCAAAGCCUGUCUCCUGUGGAAGACUUGGAUUUGAGAGAAGAGGAAUUAGCUGCACUUACUGGCAAAGAGCAGCUGAAGCAAUUACAGCAAGCUGUUGAAAAACGUAAUGAAAUAAUUGCGAAGCUCAGCUCCAACUUGCAAGAGGCCCUGGCGAGUAGAGACCAGGUACAGCUGGAGGCACAGUCACUUGCUGGUCAGAUUCAGGCACUGCAGAAACAGCUCCAACAGACCAGUGUAGAGUUUCUACGUAUCAAAGAUCAAUCAGCAGCCGAAGUCCUUAACUUAAGACAGCAUCACCAUGGCUGUUCCUCACAAGAUAAAAACAUCAAUCAUGAAGAGGCACCAUCACAUGGAUCAGGACAUGCAAGUCCCUGCUCGCAACCAGAUCCUGAAGGCAUCAGCACUGACAGCAACACAGAAAUAGACUCUGUUCUGCACAAGCUAAGGUUGGAGCUAGAAGAAGAAAGGAAGAAGAGUCAGCAUCUAUAUGCUGAACUAGCGGGAGAGAUAAAGAAAAACGAACAUGUGCUUUAUUUACUAGAAAAAGAGAAACAAGGAAGGGAAGAUGAGCGAAAUGAAAGGGAUACACAGCUGCAAAACCUCCAAACCCAGUUUAACCAAGUCCAGACUCAGUGCCUUGCAAUGGAGCAGUACAAAGAGGAGAAAGAGAAGCUAAACAGAGAAGUGUUGGAGCUCAGGAAAAGACUCCAGGUGGAAGAAGAUGCAGAAAGUGAUGAGGUUGCCAGCUCUGUGCUCCAUCUUCAGAGUCUUAAGGAGGAAAGGCAAAGACAGGAGGAAGAGAUGAAGAGGCUUAAAGAGGAGCACAGAGAUGAGGUUGAGCGUGUCAGGCAAUUGUUAGAUGAGAGGGAGCAGGAGCUUAAGAGAAGGCAAGAAGAGGUAGAAGGACUUAAAGCUUCUAAGAACCGUCAAAACCAAGCAAAAGCUGGCUUUAGCGCUGAUGGAAUGAGUAUAGAUGAAGCAAAUCUAGAAAGUGGACCUGAUCAGGACAUAAUGAACUCAUCACUGUCUGGAGAUAUUCUGAUGGAACGUUACUUGUCCUCAGCCCCACCUGCAAACUCCCAAUCUUCAGUGGUAAAUGAAAGCAUUGAUCACUGCACUCAGCUGGACAUAUCAGUAGACUGCAGUUUUGAGCUGAACAGUGAAGUGUUUGGAGACCAGCCUCUACUGUCAAUUUCAAACCGUCCUUCUGAAGAAAAUGACGACAUCCAGAACAUGACCAGCUCACAGUACUUUGCACCAGAAACUGCGGAGUCCAGUUCUCACUCUCUUUCUCAGUGGCUUCAAAACUCUGAUGAAAUGGGAUUGAGCAGAAUGUCAGACCAACAGUUUAAGGAAACAGACUUGGAGAAGGAGCUGCUAAAUCAACAGUGUGCGGAGCUCCGUGAUGAGUUGGCUCUUAAGGAGCGAGAAUUGGGUGUGUUACAAGAAGAAGUUAUCAAAAGUGCAGAAGAGCUGGAUGAAGCAAGAGACAGGUGGGCCCAAGUAACAGAAGACCUCAGGCAAGCUCUCUGGGAACUUGAGGAAGAGAAAGACAAGAGGAAACUUAUUGAGGAGGAGAUAAAGUUGAAAAGCCACGAGCGAGUCGACUUUAAAAACAAAGUUGGUGCCUUAUGGGAAGAAAGGGUAAAAGAAAAUGCCAAAGAGACUGAAAGCAACACAGACUCCUCCCUCCUCAUAUCUUUUACUUUUCCAUCGCAAGACGAAGAUGGAUUGGCAGAUCUGAAGAAGGACAAAGAAAGAGAUUCUUCCAAAGAAAGCCCAAAACCAAGAGAUGACAUCCUAACAUUACAGGGUCACUGCUCAAAGCUCAUAUCGGAGCUUGAGGAGACAAAAAUCCAACACAAAACAACAAUAACCCAGUUAAGUCAAAAGACAGCUGAGUUUGAGACUGUUCUUGAAGAGCUCGAAACAACAAGUGUACAGUUCCUACAUGUAAAAACAGAAGUGGAAAGGCUGCAGCAAGAACUUGUGAAAAAAUGUGACAGUCUGGACAGUGCUGAAAGAGAGAAAAAUGAACUGGAAUCCCAAAUCUCCUGUCUAAAACAAACCCUGUCCUGUUUGGAAGAUGCCCAGACUCAGUCUGUGAAGCAGAGGGAGGAGGACAAAAGAAAAGAACAACAGAUGGAUGAACAGAUAAAAAAGAUGGAACAAGUCCUAGAGGAGGAACUUGAACAGUUUGAACACAUACUGAAAGCCAAGGAUGCUGAGUUGGCCGAAGAGAGAGAAAAAUGGGAAGAGGAGAAACAAGAGAAGGAAAAGCUCCUUAAUAUGAAUCGUCUAUUGGAGGAACAGAUGAGGGAGAAGAAAGAGGAGGUGAAGGCUCUCCUUAAUAAGCAGAAUCUGGUUGUUAAGGAGGCUACAGAAAAACUCGAAGCUUCUCAUCAGCAGGUGAUAACAGACCUAAAAGAGAAACAUAGUCAAGAGAUUUCUGAGUUGAAUUCUCACCUGGAGACGCAGCUGCUAAAUUUACAGGUCCGUAUGGAGGAUGAACAGAAGCGACAGAUCGGCAUGAUCAAACAGGUAACUGAACGUGAGCAUGCGAGAAUGAUAUCAGAGCUGACUGCCAAACACAAUGAGGAGCUUGAUCAGCUGAGAACGGAGGUGUCCUUGGAGCUGAGGGAGAGCAUGGAAAUAGCUCACCAGGCUGAGAUGCAUCAGGCACAAGCCCAGAAGACCUUGGAGCUUGAAGCUUUGCGUCUGAGCUUAACAACAGUUCACACAUCUCUGCUGGAAUACUCUCAUGUAAACCUGCAGCAGGAGCAAGAAUCUGCUCUCAGCCAGACCUCUAGGAAGGAGACAUUUAUCCAGGACAGUGCACUUCUGCAAGCCCCCCACCAGUCUGAUCUGGACCAGAUCAAACAGCAGAGUCAGGAGCAGCAGGAGAGACUGCGUGAGCUGCACCAACAACAGAUGGAUGAUUUGAAGCAGCAGUGGGAGACUUGUAUUGCUCAGGAAAGAGCUUCAGUGGAUGAAAAACAGACUAAAGAGAUUCAAGCUUUAAGAAUGCAGUUGGAAAUGGAGGCUGAGGCAAACUUACAAAGGUCUCUCUCAGAGGUUCAGGACUCUCUCACUGCCACCCAGACAGAGCUCACCAGCACCCAGGCCUCCCUCACAGAGACCAGCACAGCUCUAACUGAAGCCAAAGCGGCUCUAUCCCAAACACAGUCAGAGCUGCAGGAGACGCAGGCAAGACUGGAAGAACUCCAAACUUCCAGUGAGGAACAGACUCAGAAACUAGAGGAGGAGCUGAAAAAAGCCCUGGCCGACAGAGAUGCUGCUGUCUAUUCUUUGGAGGAGCUGGCUUGUAGUCACAAGACGGUGCUACAUGAAAAAGAGCAGCGAGUACUCCACCUUGAGGAGAAAGAACAGCAACUGCAACAAGAGGUUUUGCGUCUGGAGGAAGAGAAGGCUUUGCUCAAACAGAGCUCAGAACAGGAAGUAGGUCAGCUGUGGACCCAGCUGGAGAGCAUGAGGACUAGUCGCCAAGAGCUUGGAGGUGAGAUUAAUACACAAGACUGUGACAUCUGUUUGACUGGGGAGCUGAAGGAGCAGCUGCUGGCUCGCUCGUCUCGUGUUGAUGACAUUGAACGCCUAAAGACAGAUUUUAAUGAACAAAAACAAGAGAUGAAAGAGCAGAAUGAGGCUGAGCUGGAAAACCUGAGGAAGUAUUUUGAGAAGCGCCUGCAUGCAACAGAGGAGAGCUACAAAGAAGAGAUUGCUCUGCUCCAACUGAAGUUAGUAGAAGGAGCUUUGGAAGAAUCUUUACUUAAAACUACAGAUGACAGUUCUUUGUCUCAGGUUCAAGCUGAGCAGGAAAAAGAUGUUUCUAGCAGUGUCGAACUGGAGAAACAGAAGGAAAUUAUGGACACUUUAAGGCUUCAGCUAGAGGAGAAACAUGUAAUGGACCUUUCCGAUCUGCAGUCGUCUUUGACUCUUUCUUUUAAAGAAGAGUUGCGGCAGGUGCGUUCAGAGCUCACUGACCGUUACUAUGAAGAGCUGCAGGAGAUGAAGACUCGUCAUGCCCUGGAAUUAGAGAACCUCAGAGCCAAACUUUCUGACAGUCAUCUUCUAGAGCUUACCAGAGUACGUUUGGAGGCAGCAAGGCAGGUUGAGGUUGAGGUAGAACACAGGAUGUGGUGUCUCUCUGAGGAACUGGACACCAGGAUGACAAUCAUCCACUCCCUGGAAAACAGACAGGCUUCCCUGAGUGAACAGCAUGAGGCAGAGAUGCAGUUGAACACACAAAAGAUUGCCCUUCUUGAGGAAACUCUAAAACAAGAACAGGAGGAGUUGCAGGAGAAUGUAAAGAAGCUGAGAGAAGAGCUUCAACAGAAGCAUGAAAGUGAGAUUUCUGUGCUGAGGUCCAACUUUGAGAAAGAGAGGACACACCUUGAAAAAGCACUUCAAGAUGAAAAAGAGAAGUUAAAGUCCUUGCAGGUUGCUCUGGAUAACAAUGAAAGCCCACAGGUCCUGAUGGUGAGGCAGAGAUUAGCGGCUCAGUAUGACAGUGAACUGCAAAAGGCAAAGGACUGCAUGUCUGCUGAAAUCAAGGAGCUUACUGUUUUAUUACAGGAGCAAGGUGAUGAGAGACUACACCAAGCCCAACAGAGGUUCCAAAAAGAGAAGGCCUCCUUGGAGCAGCAGUUGGUCCAAAAAUAUGACAUUUCUGUGGCAGAGUUAACGAACAAGCAUGAAGCUGAAAUGCAACAUGAGAGAACAACACUACUGAAUAAGCACAACCAAGAGAUGGACACACUCACUGCUGAACACAAAGCACAACUUUAUUCACUCAGUGCCAGUCACAGAGAUCAGCUUGCAGCUAUGGCCGCUGAGAUUGAAACUAAGCACAAGGCUGAGUUUGUUGCCUUGGAAGCCGCCAUCAACUCUAAAUGUAAGAAAGACCUUCAGAGUCUGGAAGCAGUUGUUCAGGAGACAAGUCGGGCACAGUUGGAAGCUUUAGAAGCAGAAUUGAAUCGCAAACACCAGGAAGAGAAGGAUGAAUUGGAAAAGAGGAUGCUGGGUAAUAUGGACACUUUGGAGGCCACUUACUUGAAGGAAGUGCAAGCUCUGCGUGAUGAAAUAGUUCAACUUGAGGAGAGGCACCGGCAAGACCUGAUUUGCCAGAAUUCAGAACACAAACAACUAAUGGAGCGGCAUACAGCCGAGCAGCUGUCAAUCAGGGAGGAACUGAGGAAGGAGCUGGCUAAGGUACACAUGGAGAAGUUUAGAUCCAUGGCAGCUGAACUAAGCCACGUUCACAAGACUGAAUUGGCUGCUCAGAAAGAGGCCCUAGAUGCUGAACACUGCAAAGCCUUGGAAACACUUAAGAAGCAGGUUUUGGAGCUCGAGCAGCAACACAGCUAUGCUCUGCAGGAACUCUCACACACCUACACAUCUGAAAAAGAGCAGCUUAUCGAGCAACAGCAACUCCAGCUUCAGGAACUGAAGGGAACCUCUGCACGGGAAUUGGAGGCUUGUCGCAGGGAGCUUGAAGAAGAGUCUUCAAGGCAACGGCAACACUUCCUAGAAGAGGUGGAGCUCCUUAAAGUUCAAUCAGAAGAACGACUACAAGACAGGAUAAAUCACUUAAAGACGGAAUUUGAAGAGCAAAAGGAGGCGGAGCUUGAACAGCUCAGGCGGAGCUUCACAUCAGAACAACAGGAAAAGGAACAGAGCUACACAGACAAGAUGAGCCAGCUCACUGCCCAGCUGCAGCAACUAGAUGCUGUGGUGGCUCAGCUGCGAGCAGAGGUUGGUUGUCUGCAAGGAGAGCUACAAGGAAAGCGUGUAGAGAUGGAGACCAUGGACACCCUCCUUCAACGAAGGGAGCGAGAAAGUCAGGAGGGGGGAAACCUUCUGAAGAUGCUCACUGACGACUUGCAGACUGCUAAAGAGGAAAAAUGCAAACUUCACCAUUCAAAUGAAAAGUUGGGUAAGGUGCUGAUUGAGAUGCUGCGCAGUAUCAUAGCAACAGAGGAACUGAUUGGACAAAAGAUAAGAACGAAAACAUCUGAAAAGGCUGUUCUAUCGGGGACCUCACCAGGGAACAAAGAUCACCAAGAAUCAGGUAUCUCAGUUGCUGAUUUUUCAACCGAUGACUCUGAGCUGACCCAGCUGCUCUGUGAGAGUCUGCUGGUUUCAGAUACUCAGAUCAACCCUGGAGGAGAAGAGUCGGCUCUAAAUGCCUGUAGCAGGCUGCGUCACGCAGUAGACACCCUGCUGGAUCUGCUCAACCAGGCAAAUACACAGCUGGAACAGACUCGCAAUGUCCAUCUUUCUCUGGAGGAAAAGUUCUCCCAAGGCAUAGAAGACUCAGCCCACCUUCUUGAGCAGCACAAACUCCUAUUAGAGCAGCUUGAUCAGGAGGCCAAGCAGAGAAGUCACCUUCAGCUGGAGCUUCACAAAGCAGAGGGGCUUUUGGAGGGAUACAUUGCUGAAAAGGCUACACUAGAAGAGUCUCUGCAGCAGAAGGAGACUCAAGAGGAAAGGCUAGUCGAGGAGUUGGAGGACCUGAAAGUGAAACUGCACAAGAUGGAGGGUCUCACUGCAGAGCUGGACAGCCUCAGAGCGAAGCAUCAGGAGCUCAGUGAGGAGCAUGCAAUUCUCCUGCGCCAGAAGGAGCAUCUCUCCAGUGGGCUUGGGGAGAGGGAGAAAGCUUUGUUAGCAGAGACGGAGCGUUUGACCCAAGAUAGGCUGGACUUGCAGCGGCAGGCAGAGAAAGACCACAAAUCUCUGUCACUGCGCCUCAGGACCUUGGAGAGGGAGCUUGAAGAGCAGGAGACUAAGGACCUGGAGACAGAGCUGCAUCACAAGACCCACACUGAGGACCUCAACCAGCAUGUCCAAGCACUGGAGAAGCAGCUGAAACACAACAGGCAGUUUAUAGAGGAGCAGGCUGUGGAGCGUGAACAUGAGAGAGAUGAGUUCCAGCAGGAAAUCCGCAGGCUUGAGGCUAAACUACGACAGACACCUACUGUGGAUAAUAAAGGACAAAGGUUUGAGGACUUAAACCUACAGUUAGACAGUCUACAAGCCAUUAUCAAAGACAAAACGGAGGACCACGCCUCUUUACUUGCAGCCCAUCAGCAAGCUCAGCGCGAUCUUGCCGAGCGCAAUGAAGAGAUAGACAAGCUAGCCGGGCGAAUCAGAGAGUUGGAACAAGCACUGCUAAACAGUGCUGAUCGUGUUAGAACUGUCAGUCAAAUGGAGCAAGAACUACACAGAAUGAAACUGAGAGAACAGGAGCUCACACAGGAUAAGCUCGCUUUGGAGCAGCAGCAGAUUUCCAGCAUGCUUCAAAUCUCAGCUCUGCAGUCAAAACUGGAUGAAACAAGGCACUGUUACCAUGACAACACGCGUGACCCCACCCAAGAGCUUAGAGACGCUUUGGAUGCUGCUCAACAGAAUCUACGUAGCAAAGAGCAAGAGGGAGAAGUCUUGCUUGGCCAGUUAGAAACUGUGCAAAGAGACUUGAGUCUCAAAGAAGUUGAACUAAAACACCUCACUCUUCAGCUGGAGCUGCUGUCCAAUAAGAACACAGCACAUGUUCAUGAGCUCCAAGAACAGAUCUCAGUCCUCACGGAGAAGGUGUCUGUCCUCACCGUACUAACGGAGGAAAAAGAAGAACACAGUCAUAUGAAAGAAAGUGAGGAAGAAAGCCUUCCCUCAGCACUUCUUCAGGAGAAAAACCAGGAGAUAGACCACCUCAACUGUGAGAUCCAAAGAAUGGAACAUGAGCUGGAGAAUGCCAGACACAAUAAGGCCCUGGAGGUGGAGCUUGAGGAUCUACGUUCUCAGGUUGAACAUCUUCAGUCUGAAAUUACAAGAGUGCGGCACGACAAACAGGAAGAAGAGGAGCGCCUUCACGAGGUCAUCAGCACUCUUCAAGCAGAGCUGGCCACCUUGGGCCCCAACUUGCAUGAAGUCAGUGACUCACAGGACGGCGACAGCAUCAAUCCCUCACCUGCUCCCAGCCCUGAACCUCAACAGUAUACUGUUCAAGAACAAGAGCGGAGGGGAGGACCAAACAGCCUGAAGCACGAGCUCAGCUUGAGUCAUUCUGCAGCCUCACGUUCCCUUCGAUCUCGUCUCAAGACCCUUCAAAAUCAGCUUGAGACUGCUGUGGCAGAGAAAGAAGGAAUGGAGCGAAUACUGGUCACCCAAGAGGAAGAGUACAGAGCACAAGGGGCAGAAUUUGGAAAGAGGCUUAAAGAUGAGAGGGGAAAGUCGGAUGAAUACCAAAGUCUCCUCAGGCUGAUGGAAGCUGAGCUGAAAGAUGUCAAAACCCAAGUAGAGCAGGAAAAGGAGAAGAGGAAACUUUCAGAGGCAGAGAAGGACAGUUUGAUUAUUCAAGCUGAAGAGGCAAGCACCCUGCAUGAAGAGAAAGCCCACCUCAACUCUGUGGUGUUCAAAUUGCAAAAGGAUGAAAAGGAGAGAGAGAAAGAGAUUGAGACUCUCAAAGCAAAGGAGCGGGAGAUGAAAAUGGAGAUGGAGAUCCUCAGAGAAACUAGUCUCACUCUUGAGAGACAAGUUCAGGAGAUAAGAGCAGAGAUGGUCGACAUGGAAGAACUGGUUGCAGAGGAAAGGGCAAAAAUCGAAACGCUUCAAACUGUGAAAGGGGAGCUUUCUGCUGAACGUGAGGCACUGAGGCGGAGAGAGGGUCAGCUCCAGCAGGAAAUUGAAAGACUAAGACAAGAAGUGACUUCAUUGAAAGCCCUUAUUCAGGAUCUGACAGAUAAGCUGAAUGAACAAGAAACCAAUCAAGAAGAGGCUCAAAAGGAAGUUCUGACCCAUGCAGAUGUGACCCUUGCUAAGGCUGAUGCUGCCUUGAGACAAAGGGAGGUUGAGUUUACCAGGCUGAAGGCAGAACAUCAGGUGCUGAUAGCAGAGCUAGCUGCAGUAAAACAAGGACUGAGUACUAGCACAGAAAGGGCUGAAAAACUUCAUGAGGAAGCACAGACAAAAGAUCGUGUCCUUGUUGACCUGGAGACUGACAACCAGCGACUGAAGGCAGAACUCCAGUGCCUUCAGGAGGACCUGGCUCUACAGGAAGAGGAACUAGCCCAUCAGCAAAAAGGACUGGAGCAGCUCCGACAACAGUGUCACCAACAGGACACACUUAUUCAUCACCAGGAAUACCCACAGAAGGAUAUUUCUCUCACAACCUUUGAGGAUGUUUUGACAGUCUCUCAUGAAGAAGCCUCUAUCAGCUCUCCAGAGGUUUUAAGAAGACUUGAAUGCUCCGAGGAUGGAAUCCGAGAACAUUUUCACACCUCGGUUCUCGAUUCACGACUGUCCGAGCUCAGCAAGUUGAACAUCACAGGCCCAGAUCCCCCGCAGGUCAAAACCUCUCCCAGGGUUGUAAUGGAGCCUCCACGCUCCAGAACCAUCACCCCAGAUCCUGUCACACACAGUACCCACACACCAGGCUCUCUAUCAGUCUCUGACAACUUCUCCGUCCUCGAUUCACUGGACACUGACAAAGUGCAUGAGUUGGAAGGACUUGACCUAACAGCACCUCCAUCUCCACUUGGCUCCACCUCUUCCAUAUCAGCUCAAGAAUGGGCCAGUGAUGGUUAUGGAAGUAAUGUGAGUUCAGAACUGGGUGCCAGGCUGAGAGUGGAGCUUGAACAGACUGAAAGGCUGGAUGCUCAAUUUGUUGAAUAUCUCCGCUGCAGAGGAAUGAACCCCACAGUUAACACAGACAGUGCUGCAGGCAGUAUGAGCUACAGUGAUGAUUUGCUGUCACCUGAACUUCAAGGUCUGUUGAAAAAGGUCUAUCAAGAAAGCUGCAGAAUUCUCACUUUGAGUCAGCGUCGUGCUGCUCCUUCAAUCCAACAAAAUGUUUCAGACCUACAAGCCUUUUCACUGAGUCAGAGGCAGCAUUACUCUGAACAUGGCUCUGCUCCACUGGACCACAGGGAUAAUUCAACUUUGUCAAAUCCUCCCAUGAGCUGGCAACAGGAGAAGAGAGCACUGCAAGAGACUGUGAUUGCUCUUAGAGAACUCCUCUGUCGAAUGGCACAGAGACGCACAGAAACUGAUUACACUGAUGAUAACUGGCACAGAGUUCAGCUCCAGGCUGGACAGGUUGAAUCUCAACUAAGGGGAGAGCUAGAGGAGAGCAGAAAACAGCUGAAAUGUGCCCAAGAUACUUUGCAAGAUCAAAAGAGCAAAAUACUGUCACUCAGACUGACUGUAGAAGAGAGUGAGGAAGCUCUGAGGAGGGAACAGAUCAGAGUCCAGGAGCUACAACAAGAACUGGAGCAGGAGAGCGCUCUUAGUCUCCGUAAAGGCAAACUGGAGGAGGAAAUGAAAGAAGCUAUGCAAACAUCCUUUGAAAAGUAUAGGUCUGAGGUCCUGUCCCUAAAGGGUCAGGUGGAGCAGGAGAAGGUGACCUGUAGCAAUCUGAAACGUGAGCUUCAGAUCGAACAGUCCCGUAGUUUGCUACUAGAGAAGCGCCUAGAAGAGACACAGAAGAUGCUAGAAGAUGAGCGCCAACGCUCUGUCCAUCAACAAGAGCUCAACUUGCAGGAAAAAAAUCACGUUGAGCGCCUCCUGAACGAAGCAGAGUCUCGCCUGGCUGAAACUCACUCUAAGCUUGCAGAUUCUCACAGGAAGCUUGAUGAAGAGGGAGACCGUUGGUCCAGGCAGGUGGAUGAGCUCAGCCGCAGACAUGAGACUGAUGCAGCCAGAGACAGGAAGUUCAUCUCAGAUUUGCGUUCCCAGCUGGAGCAGGAGCGAAGGCAGGGAGAGGAGCUGGCAGCUUUGACCGACAAACUAAGGGGUGAGUUACUUCAGAGCAGGAGGAAAUGGGAAGAAGAGGAUAGAACGAGGUGGGAGGAGCUUCAGAGGGAGCAGGAGGCCGUCACCAGGCAAAGAGUUAUGAUGAAGACUUUGAAGGAGCAAGAACAGGAAAUCAACUGUGCUUUAAAUGCAGAGCGAGAGCGGUCCAGACGCCAAGGGAUGGAACUGGCAGAACUGAAAGAAAAACUACGACAACUGAAGGACAGAGAGAGGGACAGAGAGGAGCAGUGGGAGAGGGAGAGGAAAAGGGGAAGGCAGGAGCAGAUGGAAAAAGAAAGACGACAGGAGAGGACCAAUAACAAACUGCUGGAGUUGGAGUCGCUGAGAAAGCAGGACCAGCAGUGCAUGCAGGACCUGCAGCGCACUCUGGCAGAGCUAGAGAGAGAUAAGGAAGAGAUGGCUGCUCAGAGGCUGCUUGGACAAACCUCAGGACAGCAACACAAAGCUGCACUUGCACAGAAUUCCCACAUUAACUCCCACUCUGAUGGGGCCCAGAUGCCAUCUACAUCGUUAUCCAACCAAUUGGAGACUUUGCUGAAAGAGAACACGACGUUAACAGAGCGUGUGGCAUCACUGAGUCAGGAGAGAGCCACCUACAAACAUAAACUCACCUGCCUGGAGAGACAGCUGCGGUGCACAGAGAACAAGCUCGCCAAGGUCACCACAGAAACAGAAAACAGACCCGUCAAUAAUGUGACCAACAACAGCAGGCUACAAGUUUAUUAUGAACGCUAUCUGCGCGCUGAGAGCUUCAGGAAAGCUCUGGUGUUCCAAAAGCGUUACCUGCUGCUGCUGUUAGGAGGAUUCCGGGAGUGUGAACAUGCCACUUUGUGUCUAAUUGCUCAGAUGGGAGCAAGACCCUCACCCCCUCUCUCAUCCCAGCUCAGACCUCUUGGUCGAUUUAGGGUUGUGGUUCAAGUAGUUGUGGCAGUCUCAAGAAUGAGGUUCCUUACCAGGAAGUGGCAGAGCGCUAUCAGAAAAAUAUCAUCUGCUUAUGGACAUACUCAAGAAGGUCUGAAAACUGAAGUUUUAAGACUCCAGAAAUCAAGGUCAAAUUCUGACACUACUCGUAAGAGAGAAAGCAAUGCCGUCCAGAGAGACACUGUGUCCUCUCUCGUUCCACCCAGCAAAUCACCUUUCAGGUUGCACAACAGAUCAUAUUCCAGUACCACUUUGGCCUCAGUGCAUUCAGGUGGAACGUCUCAAGAUCCUGAACGAUCUCUGACUGAAUAUAUCCAUCAUCUAGAGAAAGUCCAGCAGCGGUUGGUGGGAACCAGGCCAGGUUCGUCUGCCUUCCAGCCCGACCAAAAAUAGUCCGACCACUGAGACUGGAUUUGGGAUGUCUGCACAUUGAUCCAGAACUGUAAAUGCCUUAUUCCCAUGAAGGAAAAAGCCAGAAAUUACAACACUUGUUGAAUUUUAAAUUCUGUUUUUUAUUUUUGUUUUGAUAAUUCUAUAAAUGAUUUUUUUUGUUUUAUAAUAUAAUUUGUGUUAAGUAUUUUGAAAAGCCACACUUGAAAUGCUGCAAGAACAAAUGCUUAUCGUAAUUUUAAAUAGUGCUCUUUUUCUUUCCACACAUUAUGUUUUGAAUGUAAAUAAGACUUAAGUUCAUUUUAGAUAUCUAGGUGUGUACUGGUUUUAUACUGGAAGCUCAGUAUAACUAGUGAGUGCAUUGUUUCAUAAAAAUGACUUGUACGUGGUUUUUGUAUCAUCUGUUUUUAUCAUAAAGUUAUUAAAAAUUUUACACGUGA